Messenger RNA from Pectinophora gossypiella (pink bollworm), 1391 nucleotides. RefSeq names its product voltage-dependent anion-selective channel-like. Lineage: Eukaryota; Metazoa; Arthropoda; Insecta; Lepidoptera; Gelechiidae. The transcript is spliced from 6 exons. The record is from RefSeq and is a predicted model, not a curated record. The coding region runs from base 155 to 1012 and encodes 285 amino acids. Gene Ontology annotation, molecular function: voltage-gated monoatomic anion channel activity. Gene Ontology annotation, cellular component: mitochondrial outer membrane. Gene Ontology annotation, biological process: monoatomic anion transmembrane transport.
AUUAUUUCCGGUAAGUAAAUGCACCCUCUAGCGGCCACAAGAAAAACUACAAAUUGUCUUGUGGUGUGGUGCAAAAGGGUCUACUCUACACUCUACUCGGCAUAUUUUUGCCGUAAUUCCAUAGAAAUCUUUAAAUUUAAACUAAUAUACAAAUAUGACUGCCCCUUACUAUGCCGAUAUUGGAAAGAAGGCCAAUGAUGUCUUCAGCAAAGGCUACCACUUUGGUGUAUUCAAAUUUGAUUUAAAGACCAAGAGUGAGCAAGGAGUUGAAUUCGCCAGUGGUAUCAUCUCCAACCACGAAAGCGGAAAGGUAACUAAGGUGUUUGGCAGUCUUUCAUCCAAAUAUUCUGUGAAGGACUACGGCCUGGUAUUCACAGAGAAAUGGAACACCGAAAACACACUUGUCACUGACAUCACCUUACAAGACUUGGGCACUCCCGGCCUUAAACUUACUCUAGAAGGAACCUUCGCACCACAUACAGGGAGCAAGGCGGGAAAGCUCAAGACCUCGUUUGCUAAUGAGAGGAUUGCAUUGAACUCCAACUGGGACCUGAACCUGGCUGGCCCACUAGUGGAUGUGGCUGCUGUGCUCAUGAACAAGUGCUGGAUCGCCGGUGCGCAUACGCAGUUCGACGUGCAGAAGGCCAAGUUCACCAAGAACAACUUCUCUCUUGGAUACCUCACCAAGGACUUCGUCCUGCACACCAAUGUCGACAACGGCAAGGACUUCGGCGGCUCCAUCUACCAGAAGGCGACGGAUAAGGUGGACUGCGGCAUCAGCAUGAAGUGGAGCACGGGCUCCACCGCCACGCUGUUCGGCGUCGGGCUCAAGUACAUGCUCGACCAGGACGCGUCGCUGCACGCCAAGGUCAACAACCAGGCCCUCAUCGGCCUCGGGUACCAACAGAAGCUGCGCCCAGGCGUGACCCUGACGCUGUCGGCCGCCAUCGACGGACAGAACUUCAACGCUGGCGGACACAAAAUGGGCCUGGCUCUGGAACUGGAACCCUAGGCAUUUACCAAGCCUUGGCUUUUAGACUUGUAGAUAAAUACCACUUUACUGUUAUACAGAGAGAGCGUAGCAUAAUCAAUGAAGCAGUAUCUCAGUGUCCUAGUGUAUUGAGCGUCAAACGCAUAUUGUUCACCGGUUGCAGUGCAGUCCUCUCCGCCAUCACCUGUAUCCUCUCGAAUGGCGGACGCGCAGCUUCCUCUGUUAGCGUUCCUUUGUAUCUUCUUGUGUAUUUCUAAGCACGUCGCGUCACAGCAUCCCUUUUAAUUGCUAAUGAAUUUAAUGCAAUCCAUCAGUCGACAUGUCUUGUAAAUAAGCACCUAUGGUGUGAUACAUUAUUGAUUGAUUGAAAAUAAAAAUGAAUAGUCUGUUGGAAUCAGUA